GGCACCGCGCACCGGGCACCGCUGCGCAGCGCGGGCGGCGGGCGCGGGGCACCAUGAUGAGCAGCUACGCGGACGCCGAGGAGGACACGGUGGCGCUGCUGGCUCAUGACAGCAGCGGCAGCAAGGAGCCGGAGCGCGGCAAGGAGGAGCUGAGCGCCGACAAGGGCCCCGAAAAGCCGGACCCCUCGCAGAAGCCCCCCUACUCCUACGUGGCCCUCAUCGCCAUGGCCAUCCGCGAGAGCGCCGAGAAGAGGCUCACGCUGUCCGGGAUCUACCAGUACAUCAUCAGCAAGUUCCCCUUCUACGAGAAGAACAAGAAGGGCUGGCAGAACAGCAUCCGCCACAACCUCAGCCUCAACGAGUGCUUCAUCAAGGUGCCCCGCGAGGGCGGCGGCGAGCGCAAGGGCAACUACUGGACGCUGGACCCCGCCUGCGAGGACAUGUUCGAGAAGGGCAACUACCGCCGGCGGCGGAGGAUGAAGCGGCCCUUCCGGCCGCCCCCGACCCACUUCCAGCCCGGCAAGACCCUCUUCAGCCCCGACAGCUACGGCUACCUCUCCCCGCCCAAGUACUUGCAGUCCACCUUCAUGAACAACUCGUGGCCGCUGGCGCAGCCCCCCGCGCCCAUGCCCUACGCCUCCUGCCAGAUGUCUGGCGGCAACGUCAGCCCCGUCAAUGUGAAAGGACUCUCGGGCCCGGCCUCCUACGGCCCCUACUCGCGGGUGCAGAGCAUGGCGCUGCCCAGCAUGGUGAACUCCUACAACGGCAUGGGCCACCACCACCACCCGCACGGCCACCACCCGCAGCAGCUGAGCCCGGCCAGCGCCGCGCCGCCCGCCGCCCCCGCCGCGAACGGAGCCGGCCUCCAGUUCGCCUGCGCCCGGCAGCCCGCCGAGCUCUCCAUGAUGCACUGUUCCUACUGGGAGCACGACGGCAAACACAGCGCCCUGCACUCCCGCUUGGACAUCUAGCCGCGCUGCGCCGGGCCCGCCCGCGCCCCCGCUCGGCCUCCGCCGCCGCGGCCUCGG
Molecule: messenger RNA, 1028 nt
Organism: Rhea pennata
Lineage: Eukaryota; Metazoa; Chordata; Aves; Rheiformes; Rheidae
Gene: FOXL2
Product: forkhead box L2
Exons: 1
Coding region: 54-971 (305 amino acids)
Biological process (GO): anatomical structure morphogenesis; regulation of transcription by RNA polymerase II; cell differentiation
Molecular function (GO): RNA polymerase II cis-regulatory region sequence-specific DNA binding; DNA-binding transcription factor activity, RNA polymerase II-specific
Source: RefSeq, a predicted model, not a curated record